ACUAAAGUUUUUACCAAACCAUAAUGGAAGGAGGUGUACUUCCGCAUAUGUAAAAUUUCAUAGAUUUUAGGGAAUUCUCUGCCCUUGUAAAGAUAUUUCUGUUUUAAGCACUAAAUUAUGAAGAAUAUUUAAUCUAAAAUCGAUUUGCUCAUAAUGAAGUACACUCUGGACUUCAAAGAGUGUCUGAAGGACUCUCCAAAGUUCAGAUUGUCGCUUGAAAGUGCUGAAAGUGAUGUGGAAAGUUUGGAGGCUAAACUCGACAGGGUUGUCCGCCUGUGUACAACAAUGGUGGAAGCUGGCAAGUCAUUCAACAAUGCAGGAUGCGGCUUUAUAACUGGAGUUAAAGACCUGGCUGGGUACUUUCAUGAGGACACAAUGGUUUCAGAUAAUAGAAAAGUAUCUAGCUGUCUAAACCAUUUCUGUCAGUCCAUGAGUGAAAUGUUGAGAUAUUUUAAUAUAUUGAUGGAACAGGCUCAGAAAACUGUCUGCAAGAAUCUCAGCCAUUUUAUUAAAAGUGAAAUAAAGAAAGUGAAGGACACACGGAAACAUUUUGAGAAGAUCAGUGACGACUUAGACAAUGCAUUAUCCCGAAACUCGUCGGCUUUACGUAGUAAACCACAAGAUUGUGAGGAUGCCUAUAAUCUCAUGAUGGCAAAUAAGUCUUGCUUUGCUCACACGUCCCUAGAUUAUGUCUAUCAGAUCAACAUAUUACAGUCAAAGAAAAGAUUUGAUGUUCUUGAAACAAUGCUGUCCUUCAUGCAUGCUCAAGCUACUUUCUUUCAUCAAGGUCAUGAACUGUAUCAGGACUGUGAAGGCUAUAUGAACAACAUGGGAGACCAGGUAAAGGAGCUACAUGUGAAGGCCAAGCAAGAAUGGAAAGAAAUGGAGGAAAGACAUGAUCUGGUACAGAACAAGGAUGUUGGGUUCAAGCCAGAUGUCGAAGUUGAGAAUGGAGUCCAUAUGGAGGGAUAUCUCUUCAAAAAAACAAAACAUGCAUUUAAAGCUUGGGUUAGACGAUGGUUUUCUAUAGAAGACAAUCAGUUGCGCUACCAGAAGCGUAUGAAGGAUACACAGGUCACUGUCAUGGAAGAAGAUUUACGUCUUUGUACUGUGAAACCAGCAUACGAACUUGACAGAAGAUUCUGUUUUGAGGUCUUGUCACCAACAAGAAGUCACAUGCUACAAGCACACACAGAGGAGGAAUUUCAGACUUGGGUCGGUGCAAUACAGUCAGGGGUAACAAAGGCAUUUAGGGCAGCAGAGAAACGGCAGUCAGAUGCUGGGCUGAAUGAGAGUACAGGUAGCAGUAAGGGAAGGAACUCUUCAACAGAUCUGUCAGUAAUGGAUAGUCCUGCUCCAGAUACUGAAAACAAGAAGUCUAAAGCACAAAUUCAAAUGGAGAAGUUAUACUCAAUACCAGGAAAUUCCAAAUGCUGUGACUGUGGGUCGCCAGAUCCACGGUGGGCCAGUAUUAACCUUGGUAUCACUUUGUGCAUUGAAUGUUCUGGUAUACACAGUUCUUUUAUGUUUCUAUCCUGUGUAGCUGUGAUGUCAGUAACUGCUUCAAAGGACACAGAUUCUGGUGUGGUUCCUAGUCCAUCAGAGGGUAGCGAUGUGUCGGCAGAAAAAGAUGAGACAGUUGGUGGCACUGAGGCAGACACGGUACAGAGUAAUGCAGAAGAUGUGAUUGUAUUUGGAACAGAAUUCAAUUUACCUGAUUUUCAGCUAGACAUCUCAUCGGAAUCAUCCGGUACAGAAGAAGAUGCGAAAUCCACCACGAGUUGGGAGGACAUGUCAACCUUGGAUCCCAACAUGUUGUUAUUCAAAGCGGCUCAGGCACGCAACCUGGCUGUCAUGCUUGAAGCUAUAGCUAAUGGAGCAGAGACAAACUGGGUCAACACGCAGGAGGAUGAUAAAACCCCUUUAAUGAAAGCAAUAGAGACUGGAUCUCUGUCAGCGUGUGAAUUUCUUUUACUGAACCGUGCCAAAUUAGAUAAAAAGGACAGACAUGGCCGAACACCUUUACAUCUAGCAACUAUGCUUGGAAAUACAGGGCAAGUGUGCCAGUUUUUAAAAAGAGGUGCACAACUAAAUGUCCAGGACAACGAAGGAAAGGACCCACUGUCUAUAGCAGUUUCAGCAGCUAAUGCAGAUAUAGUCACAUUAUUACGGCUUGCCAAGCUGAAUGAAGAGAUGAAAGAGUCGGACGACUAUUUAGGGGCAAAUCCAGGUGAUGAAACAUUCAAUGAUGUAUUUCGAGACUUUACAAACAUGGCGUCAAACAAUCCCGAGAAGUUAAAGCGUAAUAAAUAGCAGUAGUAUAGAACAUUAGAACAACACGCUUUUGCUGCACGCCAGACUGCCUUCAAGAUGAGAUUCCCUCCCCUUAUAUUGUGAUAAAUGUGUAUAUAUUUGUAGAAGACUGUUUUGUUGAUUAGGAAAUUGAUAAUGUAUGGUCUGCAGUGAUUAAUUUGAUAACUUUAAAGGCAGUGUUCAAGUCAGAACUAAACAUGUGAUAUUAGAGUAUAAAACAUCUGAAUAAAGGAUGAAAGUCCUUCAAAAGCUGAUCUACAAAAGAAUGGAAAGUUUGGGAAACAUUAGUUAAGUUCAAUUUGUUAUGGUUAAGGUGACUAGGUACAGCCAGUACUUAUUCUAUCAAACUUUGAAAUGAAGUCUGGAUUCUAAGUUCGAUACAGAAAUUAUGUUUCUCCUGUGUGCCUGGGUCUAGCAAAUAAGACAGCAAAUCACAUAAAAUCUGUUGUGGGAGAAUAGAAGUUAUUGGUGGAUCAAAUUGAAAAUUGAUAUUCCAGUUGAUACAUGACUGCAUACCCAGCAAACAUAGGUCAUUUAAGAAUAUUGUAUAAAACUGUAAAAUCUGCUGUGCUGAACAGAAUUUAAGGCAUACAUGUAUCAAGUUUGAUAGAAAUAGACUGACUUACAGAUCUGUUAUUGUUGUUGCUUUUGUAAUCCAGAAUGUGAAAUACAUGCACAGCCUUAUGUCACUUGCCUUAAUACUUGUCUUCAGCUAUUGUAUUGGUCAAUGUCCCUGCCAUAAAUGUCUUAGCCGGAGUAGAAAAAUGUGUGUGCCACUAAGAUACAUGUAUAUAUGAACAAUUGAAAAUAAGUUAUUUGUUGUUCCAGAUCAUGCUUAAUGUACAAUUAUGUAGUUUCUAUGUCAUAGAUGAGAGGAUAUAGUUGCUUUGCUUGUGUUGAUUGGUCCGUCUGUAUAUCAGAUGGCUUCUGACCAAUAACAGGAGAACCUUUGGGCCAGUGACAGGCAAAGUUCAACAAAAGAUGAUUGCCUGUGAUCAUUCAGUGACUUGUUUAUUAGGUCACUAGGACAGGGAGCAAGGUCUUGGUGACCGAGAGACUAACACCAUGCCUGACUAGUAAAUAGAUGACCAAUAUAGUUUUAGUGAUCAGUAAGUCAAACGACAAGGUAACCGUGGCCUGGUCAAUGAAAAUGUUACAGACCAAUAACUAAACUUAGCGUUAGUGUAUGGCCAUUACACUUUCAGGAUGAUUGGCUGUGGACAGUAGUUAAACUAUUUUGUGUUAGGUGAAAGGUCAAGGUCACAGCAACCUUGAAACUCAAACCUACAUGGUAGGCUAUCUUGGGGUAUACUAGUAUGUGUUCUAUAACAAGCUCUUGUUUUAUGUUACAUUACCAUUUGAAUUGUGUACAUCAUAACUUUGUUACAAAAUGUUAAUUGUUCAUUAUUACUAUGUAUUUUAGACACUUACUUAAUGGAGAAAUAUGAAGUUUUGUCAAACUCUAAAUAAUUUAUUUUUUUGUCUUUUCAUUGCUUGUAGAAAUGUUUGUCAAGCUGUAGAGCAAUAAACUGUCAUUGCUUUUGUUGCGUUCAAGCAGAAUCAACUGUGUGUUAGAGAUAGAAGCAUAUAAAAGAUAUUUCUUUGUUUCUGUGUAUAGAAAUAAUAUCUUUCAACAAAUUAAUACAACAUAAGAUAUUUUCACAGAAAAAAAUUGGUUCCUUAGGACUUUUCAAUGGUUUAAACAAACCCCCCCCCCCCCCAAAAAAAAAACGAACAUUUUUACAUGACUUUUUUGUGCAGUGUAUCACCUUUUUCUGACUUGUUAACAGUUUUUUCAAUAAUAAAAAACUUGUUUUUAUUACUAAGUAUAUUGUUAAUGAAUGGUAAGGUGCCCAUGAUUUUAGGGAGAAAAAUUAUUUUUCAUACAGUCGAACUUAGAUGGCUCGAACUCGAGGGUCCCGUGGAAAUUAGUUCGAGUUUUCCGUUAUUCGAGCCAUCCAAAAAUGGCGGUCAUUUUGAAUUUGAAAAUUCGAGGGCAUGAUGUGUUACAAACCUUACAUCAUAAUAUAUUUUCAUUUUGUGCCUAAAUGUGUGCAUGAUACGAUGAUAAAUAAAAAUCGAACGCUGAAACAGGAUUUAAUUAUUGAUUUUCAAACAUGACAUAGAUACGAAAAAAAGACACAGAUAAAACACUGAUAUGAUUAUUAAGAAUUUGGUGAAGACAACAUGAAAUGAAUAGCAAACCUUUAUGAAUCAUAGUCCAGUACAAAUAUUAUCAAAUAUAUUGCUUUCAAGUAGCCGACUUAGAUAUCUAAAGCAGUAUGAAAGUUGACAUCGGAUCUCCCGUUCUUAUGCAGAAAAAAUAAAGACAGUCAUCGCUAAAUUAUUUUAAAUAAUCCUAUUCGUAUAAAUCAAAGCCAAUUGAAGCAUUGCAGUGAACGAAAGUCACUUUAUUUAAUUUGUUUGUCGUAUACCGACGCUAAUUACGUAAGCGUGUGAAAAUUACGCUCGCGCCGGUUAAAGGGGAAGCUUGGCAAAUGUUAGGCAGCGGUGUGAACAACUUUGUAAACACAAGCCAUUCUGGCGACAAGUUGUCUGUUCGACUGAAUAGGUGUAAUUAUCACUGUAAUUACGCCUAGGGGACCACCAAAUGAGUUCGAGAGUUCGAAUUUUCGAAGUUCGAGCGAUCCGAGGUAGAACUAUAUAGAAUAAAGAAGGAAUAAAUUCGGGACCGGGCGAAGAGUUCGAGAGAUCCCGAGUGUUCGAAAGAUCCGAGUUCGAGCCAACGAAGUUCGACUGUAAUUGUUGUGGUAUAACAGUGUUUUAGACAUGUUCCUGUUUAGUCCCAGUUUUAUACUUGAGAAGAACUGCAGGCAGUGCAUUUCUUUGGUGCUUUUCUGAAAUCAGUACUUGUGAUACAAAAGAUAUAAGUUGCCUUUCUAUUCCUGUGAUUAAAUGGUAAAUGGUACCGAAAUAUUUUAUGCUAGUAGUCUGAUGUUACUACCAUAUAUUCCCUUAUUAAUGCUUCCUCUAUUUAAUGCACCCCCUCCCCCUUCCUGAUAAUAUUUAUGGUAAAUAAAGUGAUUCAGCACACCAUUCUGACAUUUUUUAUUUAUUUUUUGUUUAAUCCAUUAAUGUCCAAAUUUACGCAAAAAUUGCUGGCAGAUACACUUUCAGUGUAUCAAAACCUCACUUCUCAGUCCAGUGGUUUAAAAUAAUUUUUUUGCUCCAUAAUAAAUGCCCCCAUCUUGCAAAAAGUAACGCUAAUGGGGCAUUGAUAAGGGAAUAUAUGGUAUACCAGGUAAUACUGUGAAUUUCUUUUUGAGCAUUUAUAAGCCUUACAACAAGGUAGACACAGGGUUUUUGUAGUCACAAAUUCUUGUUAAUGUGACGGACACUACGAGUGAAUUGCUUACUUCUGAUUAUCUGAUGUUUCUUAAAAAUGGAAACCUUGUUCAGAAAAACAGAAAAGUAGUGACCAGAAUUUUAAAGAAAGCCCUCGUUUUCAAAUAACCUGUCUUUGUCUUGUACCAAGUCUUUACUUGGGUUACUAUUUUUGCCAAGGUUAAAAAAGAUCCAAGACUGCACGAGAUGAUCUAAAACUAGUACCAUUGCCUUUUGUUGUUACUUAAAUUUAUAUAUGCCCACUUCACAGUGUCUGCUCAAUAACCUAAGAGAUUUGUUAUGGCUCAUGAGAAUAUUUUUUUCAUGAAAUUUACCCUUACCUUUUUUCUCUGUUACUGUAUUUUAUGUCAAGCUUGGUAACCAGCCAGUUUGGACUAGUAUUCUAAGAGUUAUGGCCCUUGAUUGUUGAGAAAUAGCCUGUGAUUCUAAUUAAAUGUUGUUUUAAGUAAAAGAAAAAUAAAUUCACUUUAUUGUUGUCUUAACGAGUGCAGUUAAUGUUGUAAAUUUGUUGUGUUUAAGUUUUGUAACCCUGUUGUUAACCCUAUUCCAAAACCAUGAUAACUUACCUUAGAAAUAUUGUUAGUACAAAACCUCACUGUAGAAAUUGUUAAAUGUUUUGGGCACUGUGAUAGAAAUAAAUAGAUUGUUAAGCACGUUUAUAAGGAAUACCAGGGUUUAACAUAAUAUAUGUGUUAACCUUAAACACUUUGAUCACUGAUCAUUCUGUUGCAUUUGAAUCAUGGUUAUUUUAUUUUAUGGUAAUAAAAAGUUAUCUUUGGUGUAGUCGUCAAUGUUAACAUCUACAUAAUUGUAAUAUCUACUAUAGCGAAAAGGAAGUCAGAUGUCUCUCUGUCCUCCAGCAUGCCGUCUUCAGUUCCAAAACUAAAGUCAGUUCAGUACUACUUUUGGGAAAAAUUCCAAUUUGUACUACUACUUAGGAAGGUCCUAUGAACAGGACUUUGAAAUUUGCCCGUUUCUCAUUUUUUUGACCAAUUUUUAAUUUUUCAGGCUAAUUCAACGAAUGGAAAAAAAUACAUGCCUGAGAAAAGAUUGGCAAAAUGUAGCGACCACUGUAGCACAAUACAGAUGAAAUGCUAUAAACCUUUGGAUAGCAUUACAAUAUCCAAGAAUGAUAAUUUUACCCUUUGUUACAUUCCUGAUAAUUCAGAGAAAAACAAAACAUUGAAAUUUGAGCAAGUCAGUAGAUGACAUUAAUUCUUUGGGGUCAGUAGGUCAAAGGUCAGGGUCAUAAUUCAAGACUGAAAUGUGUUUCUGGUCAGUAGUUAGAGAGAUAUUUGGCCUACAUGUAUAUUUAUCAAACAUCAUAGAAUAAUUGUCAUGGUCAAAGGUCAAGGUCACAGUGACCUUAAGAAUGAAAAUGUAUUCUGCUUAAUAACAAAGAACUCUUUGGCCUGCUGCCAUGAUUGCUUUUGUCAGUAGGUCAAGGUCACACCGACAUUGAGAUUGAAAAGUUCCUGCCCAGUAAUAAAGUAUGCUUUCACAUGCUGCUUUUGAACAGGAUAAAAUUAUUGCCUGUGGUCUGUAGAUGAACCUUAAUGCUUUUGGGGUCAGUAGGGCAAAGGUCAAGGCAAAGUGAUAAAAUGGUUUCCGAUCAAUAUAUGGAGCACUUGAGGGCCAACCUAUCUCAAACUGGUAGGUUGAUAGCAUAUGGUCAGUAGCUCAAGUAUCUAGGUCAAGUUCGAAACUGGGUCACGUGCGGUCAAAAACUAGGUCAGAGGUAUAUGUGUUUUACAAAACAGCUUUUGUUCACAAAUUUGAAGUACUUAAAAUUUGUUUCAUGUUUCUACUUUUCAUUUCACUUUUUAAAUAGACACUUUGUUUUAUGUUCUAGUUUAAGAAUCAUUGUUUAUGUUUUGUUCCAGGUGUGUGUUACAAACAUUUUACAAAUUCUAUGUAGCAUUUUCAUGUUAUAUUUGGGGAUCAAUUUUAAAAUGAUCUCUGUUAGCUAUAAAUACUCCAUAUUUUUGUAUUUUUUUUCUUUUCUUUUUAUUCAUUUGCAAGCUUAAGUCUGACAUGUGUUUAUAAUUCUGUUGUGCAUUUGUACAUUUUUUUUUUCUGUAUGUAGAAUUUUAUUUUUGUAGCUAUCACAUUAUACAUUUUUUGGCUGCUUUUUUGGCAACUUAGUACAUAUGGCUUGAAUUUUGCACAUAUAUAAGCAGAGAAAAAUUUGUUUAGAAUAACGCCUUUUACAGUUUAGCAUUUUAAAUUACAAGUAGGAAUCUGGAGUUUUCUUGAAAACACAAUGGUUUAAACUCAGAAAAACUGGAAAAAUCAAUGAAAUUUUGCCAGUGGCUGUAUGGUUGUUGACCUGAUUAUUAGCAAAACAUUUUGAUACUUUAGAUGAAAUCUGAAGUUGAAAUAAUGAACCAAAAUAAGCUAAAUAUUUUUCUCAGGUCAACAGUGACUCAGGUUAUUUUUUACCAUUCUAUUAUACGAAAUUAUUACAGUCAAACUUCGCUUGCUUGAACUUGGAUAAUUGAAACACGACCCUUCACUUGAACUCAUCGCCAGGUCUACCGAUAACUCGAGCAAAGUGUUCAGUUCUGAUGAGUUCAAGUUAACAAAGUUCGGUUGUAAUCAUUUCGUAUAACAGAAUGGUAAAAAAUUAACCAACCAUUGUUCACAUGAGAGAAAUAUAUUUUAUAUUUGAAUGCCAAUAAAACAGAUAGCUAUUUAAAAAUCGGGUUAAAUGAUUGAUAUACAUUUUUGUACUGGUUAAUCAUCUUUGAAAUUUUCAUUGAUUCCACACUUGUUGUAACAGUUUAUAUUCUGUUCACACCACAUUGAGAAUAUCUGCAAUGAGAGCAAAAAAAAUGGGUUUAGAUAAUAUAUAUAAAAUUAAUAUGUGUGUUCUUCCUCGUUUUGUAUUUAUUUCAACAAAAUAUUAUAGCAACAAGCUUAUUUUUUGAAAGUUCUUGGUGUUAUUUGGCUCAUCGACUUUAUUAAAAUGUAUAAAAUUCCUGAAAAACACAAUUUGAGCUGCACCAUGAGAAAACCAACAUAGUGCAUUUGCGACCAGCAUGGACCCAGACCAGCCUGCGCAUCUGCACAGUCUGGUCAAGAUCCAUACUGUUCGCUUUGCAAUUAGAGAAACCAUUAGCGAACAGUCUGGAUCCAUGCUGGUCGCAAAUGCACUAUAUUGGUUUUAUCAUGGUGUGGCUCAGUUGCAUUUUCUAAGCUAGUCACUGAGCGCUUUAGCCUUUUUUCUGUGCAUUAUUUUUACUGCAUUAUGUGCAAAUAUAUACUUUUGGUUUUUAACACUUUAUUUUUUGUCAUUUUUAUACGCCCGUUUGAAAAACUUGACGUAUUAUGGAAACGCCCCUGGCGGGCGGGCGGGCGGCGUCCACAGACUUUGUCCGGAGCAUAUCUUCUACAUGCAUGAAGGGAUUUUGAUGAAACUUGGCACAGUUGUUCACCAUCAUGAGACGGAGUGUCAUGUGCAAAAACCAGGUCCCUAGGUCUAAGGUCAAGGUCACACUUAGAGGUCAAAGGUCAAAUUCAAGAAUGACUUUGUCCAGAGCAUAUCUUCUUCAUGCAUGGAGGGAUUUUGAUAUAACUUGGCACAAAUGUUCACCACCACGAGGCGGAGUGUCAUGCGCAAGAACCAGGUCCCUAGGUCUAAGGUCAAGGUCACACUUAGAGGUCAAAGGAUACAAGAAUGAAAACCUUGUCCGGAGCAUUUCUUUUUCAUGCAUAGAGGGAUUUUGAUAUAACUUUGCACAAAUGUUCACCACCACGAGGCGGAGUGUCAUGCGCAAGAACCAGGUCCCUAGGUCAAAGGUCAAGGUCACACUUAGAGGCCAAAGGAUACAAGAAUGAAAACCUUGUCCGGAGCAUUUCUUUUUCAUGCAUAGAGGGAUUUUGAUAUAACUUUGCACAAGUGUUCACCACCACCAGGCGGAGUGUCAUGCGCAAGAACCAGGUCCCUAGGUCAAAGGUCAAGGUCACACUUAGAGGUCAAAAGAUACAAGAAUGAAAACCUUGUCCGGAGCAUUUCUUCUUCAUGCAUAGAGGGAUUUUGAUAUAACUUUGCACAAAUGUUCACCACCACGAGGCGGAUUGUCAUGCGCAAGAACCAGGUCCCUAGGUCAAAGGUCAAGGUCACACUUAGAGGCCAAAGGUCAGAUACAAGAAUGACUGUCCGAAGCAUUUCUUCUUCAUGCAUGGAGGGAUUUUGAUGUAACUUGGCACAAUUAUCAUCAUGAGAUGAAGUGUCAUGCGCAGUUCCUUUCUUUAGAAUUACUUCCCUUUGUUGUUACUAUAAAUAGCUUAUAUUGUAACUUUUUCAUUACUAGUCGUAGGGAAAAAUCAAGACCACUUUUCUGUAGUACAACAUGCAUGCUACAUCCAAUUAUGAGGUGUAUUUUGACCAAUCUCUACCUGGUAAAGAUUUUUGUGUGGACUUACAAUUUUUUUUUUUGAUAUUUUUUUUUUUUUUUUUUUUUUUUUUGUAAGAUUAUCUUCCCUUAGUUGUUACUAUAAAUAACUUAUAUUGUAACUUUUUUAUAAUUGACCGUAGGGAAAAAACAAGACCACUUUUCUGUGGUACAACAUAGAUGUUACUUUCAAAUUUUAGGUGUAUUUUAAGGUAUCUCUACCUGGUAAGGAGUUAUUUUGUGGACUUAGAAAAACAAAUGACUUACAAUGAUUACUAAACAACCACAAAAUUAAAAUUCCAUUUGCAAAUACAGGUGCUAGAGUAAAGAAAUUUGCUGUGAUGGGCGUAUAUUGUGACAAUCUGGCACUCUUGUUCAUUUAUAAUUUAUGUAGCAAUUUCAUUUUGUUGUUUUUCAACUUCAGUUUUCUUUUUUACAUAACAGAAAAAAAACAUAUGAUAGGUCUUUAACAAAUAAUCUUUUUCAACAGUGGAUUAUUUAGCAAAUAGAACUUUGUAUCAGUCAACUGCAGUCUCAUGCACAUUAGUCUCCCCUCCCAUUUGUAGAAUCAAAUUUUUCAUUUGAUUUAAGAUUUUAAGAUCUUAGUUUUUUGACACUGUCCAGAGAAAUAAGGCUACUGUAUGACCUAGUGAUAACAUAUACAAAAUCUCUGAUGAGAAAGAAAAUGUCUGUGCAACAAUUGCGUGGUUUUUCAUCACUGCACAGUAUUUGUGACAUCAGUGUACCAACAGGGGAGGUAAUUGCUGUAGGGAAUUUGAGUCAUGUUCUUAUUUUAGAUUAACAUAUGAAAGGAAUUAAAUGUUUUUCAAUUAAAGAAUACACUUAUUUACCUUUAAAAAGUAGAGGUUUUUGUCCAUGGUAAAAUUUAUCUCUCUCUUUAAGUGAAUAUGAUAUUUGUGAUUGGGAAAGUACAGGUUCUACUGAUUCCUUUCUGUACAAUGUUAAAUGAUUUUUUGUGGUGAAGAGUCUUUAAUGUUAAUUGUCUGCAUUAAAAGGAACGGUUUACUCUUGCAUAAACAGCAGGGGGAAAAAUCCUUACAAUUAAAAAAAAAGAUGUUUCUGUACUGAUAUUUAAAAAAUUGUUUCUGCACUGAUAUUUUCAUAUCAUGAGGGCACAGUAUGAGCAGAGUGAUGUAAUAAAAACAGAAUAUAUUUGAAAGACAUACAGCGAUAGUAUUCCAAAGCAAAUCACAGAAUAUGUGCAUGUCUUGUGUCUUUUUUUAUGCCCCCGAAGGGAGGCAUAUAGUUUUUGAACUGUCUGUCGGUCUGUCAGUCUGUCGGUCUGUCAGUCUGUCCGCAAUUUUCAUGUCCGGUCCAUGUCUUUGUCAUCGAUGGAUGGAUUUUCAAAUAACUUGGCAUGAAUGUGUACCACAGUAAGACGACGUGUCGCGCGCAAGACCCAGGUCCGUAGCUCAAAGGUCAAGGUCACACUUAGACAUUAAAGGAUAGUGCAUUGAUGGGCGUGUCCGGUCCAUAUCUUUGUCAACCAUGGAUGGAUUUUCAAAUAACUUGGCAUGAAUGUGUACCACAGUAAGACGACGUGUCGCGCGCAAGACCCAGGUCCGUAGCUCAAAGGUCAAGGUCACACUUAGAUGUUAAAGGAUAGUGCAUUGAUGGGCAUGUCCGGUUCAUAUCUUUGUCAUCCAUUGAUGGAUUUUCAAAUAACUUGGCAUGAAUGUGUACCACAGUAAGACGACGUGUCGUGCACAAGACCCAGGUCUGUAGCUCAAAGGUCAAGGUCACACUUAGACGUUAAAGGUCAUUUUUCAUGAUAGUGCAUUGAUGGGCGUGUCCGGUCCAUAUCUUUGUCAUUCAUGCAUGGAUUUUAAAAUAACUUCGCAUGAAAUGUGUGACACAGUAAGAAGACGUGUCGUGCGCAAGACCCAGCUCCGUAGGUCAAAGGUCCUAAACUCUAACAUCGGCCAUAACUACUCAUUCAAAGUGCCAUUGGGGGCAUAUGUCAUCCUAUGGAGACAGCUCUUGUUCUUCCCAGCGAGCUGCUAUGACAUUUAACACUAUGACAGAAUUUUUCUUUGUUGAAUAGGAAAAUAAAUCCUGUUAAAAUGUUUUUUUUAAAGCUUUUUUAAAGUUAAUGUCUGUAAUGGGCCAAAAUUUGUUUAAAAGCUGUGGAUUACAAGUUUGAUUUUCUGUUACAAAGCACUUGAGAAUCUCAUGAGAACAAGAUCAACUUUACAGUCAUCUAAGGUGGCAGAUAUGUAUGGCGUCCCACAUAUCAUGGCGAGUCUGCUCAUUCAGAUUUAAAUUAAAGAAUAAUAAGAAAAGAAAAAAACGAAGAAGUCUGUAUAUUAUCAAAUUUAAUCCAUUGGUUUUAAGAGAAUAGAAAGAAUUAUAAGGUUUUAAAUUAUUUUUUUCUGCCUUGUAAUGCAGACAUUUCACAAAAAGCUCCUCCAAGCAGGUAACAGUUAACAAAAUGCAAUAAAACUUUCAGGUAUUGGGGAUUACCACUAGCUGUAAGCCUGGUUCAAAAAAUGGUAAUAGGUGAAAUAUUUUAUCCUUUUAGUAACUUGUGUCUUUUUUUUUGUAGGUUCAGUUUUGUUUUAUCUGUUGGAAACUUUUUUUCAAGAGACUUUUCCAAACAUGUAUAGGUUUAUGAACUUUCUAAAUAUAGCAAACAGAUACAAACUUUUGAUAAUUUUAGUGACUAAAACUUAACCCUUAGCCUGCUGGCGGCAGAUGAUUCUGCCUUUGCGACCAGUGCAGACCAAGAUCAGCCUGCACAUCCUUGCAGUCUGAUCAUGGUCUACACUGUUCGCUGUUCAGUCAGUAAAUUUUCAGUAAACUCCCCUUCAAAUGAUAAAUGGUACUGCCCAAAUUGAAAGAUGGACCAGUCCAUUAUAGAAAUUUAGCAUGGUAAGGGUUAACAAAGCAUUAUACAUCACUUAAAUGACUUACUGUGAAGUCAUUUAAUUUUAUGGGCAGAAAAGUUUGUUGUUCUGACCAAAAAUUGUAAUUUAGAGGGGGUUUAAAUUGGUGUUUUCAAAUAUUUGUUGGUGUUUAAUUUUCUGGAUCAACCGGACAGUGAAACCCAUAAAAAUAAUACUGAUUCGACAGUAUAUAGGUAUUUUUAUAAAAGUUAAAUGUUCUAAGCCAGUUUUGUAUUGAUACAGAUCCUAUUUUGCUACAAAACAUAUUUUUUUUUGAUUUUCUGUAAAAUCAGGUAUUUUCACAAGGCUAAAAGUUUGCUAUGUUUGACAUAGGUUGAUAAAAAAUUCACAUUAUAAUGGCCAAAGCAUUAAACAUACAGUAGUAUUUUAUUACAAGAGAACUUUUGUGAGUAUUUAUUUUCAUGAAAAUGGACUGCACCUGUGAGCGAUUAUAACAAAAAUAAAACUCUUGCGAAAUUUUCUGAUUUUACCACAGUUCAUGCAUUUAAAAAAAAAAAAAAACGUUUAUAUUACAAUUGAACUAAAUGUAUUAACAUGAUAAAUUGUUAUAUGAAUUCUAUCUUUACGUUUAUUUUUGUUAUGACUGGAUGUAAUAUACCUCUACAUACAACCACAGAUCCUUGUCUGAUAUCUGAUAGUGUACUCCCUAUUAGUAUAUCAUAAUACAGUGAUCUUCUUCAAAUUGUUGUUUCAUAUAAAUAGCAAAUAAAUCACAAACAAACUGUU
This is a messenger RNA of Mercenaria mercenaria, 13729 nucleotides long. RefSeq names its product arf-GAP with coiled-coil, ANK repeat and PH domain-containing protein 2-like. NCBI's taxonomy places the organism in Eukaryota, Metazoa, Mollusca, Bivalvia, Venerida, Veneridae. The transcript is spliced from 23 exons. The coding region runs from base 154 to 2313 and encodes 719 amino acids. Gene Ontology annotation, cellular component: cytoplasm. Gene Ontology annotation, molecular function: GTPase activator activity; protein binding. The record is from RefSeq and is a predicted model, not a curated record.